UGAUUUUGAAACUUUUUUGAGAAGAAGAGGCAACUAAACAUGUUCAGGCGCUUACCUUUUGCAUUAAUUUUCGUUUUUGCUUUGAAUUAUAGUGCAAACGCCUUGGCCAAGUCGGGCUCUGCGAAUGGAACACCACAAAACAAGUGUGGAAAAACGGAUCCAAAGGAAUGCUGCUAUUGUCACGACGGCAAAGACGGUCGGGAUUGUCAAAAUGGUAUCCAAGGUCCCCAAGGCGUCCAAGGUUUUCAAGGUCCGCAAGGCGUCCAAGGUUUUCAAGGUCCGCAAGGCGUCCGAGGCAAAGAUGGUUGUAACGGUCGAGACGGAAGAAACGGAGCAAAGGGUCAAAAAGGCGACACCGGUCCGCCAGGUAAAUCACCUCAAGGUGCUAUUAAGUUUGGCGAUACCGCUGAGAAAUGUACUCAGCGAACUGCUGGCACCGUUCGUUACAAUGCUUCUCAAAGUGCCUUGCAACUCUGCGAUGGAAGCAAGUGGUUACUACUGAUGACUGGUGGAAAAGGUCACGUGGCGAGUAGACCUGGCCGUCACUGUAUGGAUAUCCUUAAAUCAGGUGAAAUUAUGAUUCAUAGAUAUUCGAAAGCUGAAUGGGCUCUAAGACGAUCUCAAAUGAUCUCAACGGUCUUUUUAAGGUGGUAG
This is a messenger RNA of Stylophora pistillata, 654 nucleotides long. RefSeq lists its product as uncharacterized. Lineage: Eukaryota; Metazoa; Cnidaria; Anthozoa; Scleractinia; Pocilloporidae. Gene Ontology annotation, molecular function: extracellular matrix structural constituent; oligosaccharide binding. The record is from RefSeq and is a predicted model, not a curated record.